Molecule: messenger RNA, 300 nt
Organism: Ilex paraguariensis (yerba mate)
Lineage: Eukaryota; Viridiplantae; Streptophyta; Magnoliopsida; Aquifoliales; Aquifoliaceae
Source: the annotation of a GenBank genome assembly
AUGGCUGGCUCUGGAACCCAGAUAUACAGAGACAUUACUAAGAUGCCAACAUCGGCUGCUGAUCUCUUGAAAGCUUACCAUCUCUUUCUUGCUGCUUGUCCCUUUAGAAAGAUCUCCAAUCUUUUCUCAAACAAGACAAUUAUGAAUGUAGCCAAAAAUGCAACCAGGCUCCACAUUAUUGAUUUUGGUGUUCUUUAUGGUUUCCAGUGGCCUUCCCUCAUUCAACGUCUAUGGUUACAUUCCUUGGAGAGGCGAAUUAUCACAUCACUUAGGCCAUGUUUGUUUCAUGGGUUUAGGUAG